Molecule: messenger RNA, 1063 nt
Organism: Drosophila hydei
Lineage: Eukaryota; Metazoa; Arthropoda; Insecta; Diptera; Drosophilidae
Product: brain protein I3
Exons: 2
Coding region: 179-541 (120 amino acids)
Source: RefSeq, a predicted model, not a curated record
ACUCUAGUCCAUUCGAUAACAGAGCAACAGCUGAUUCAUCGAUAAGCCGAAUGAGUGCAAUACAAACAAAGGCUACAAGCUGACACAAUAAAAACACCACAAUAACAAUAACUAAUUAACGCUAAAUAUCAAGUGCUGAAAACGAAGUGAAUCAUCGAUCAAAGCUGUUUUCGUCAUAAUGUCUGCUAACACAUCAAAAGAAGCUGAACCGCCCAGCUACGAGGAAGUCAUGCGAGCCAGUGCACCCCCCAUGCAAGAUCCUCGGCUUAUAACCGGUGUACACCAUGGCGCCCCGGUACCGCCGGCAAACAUGGCCAACUAUGGUGCAUUCGAGACGACGCCAGUUAGCAUUGUGGUGCAGCCAGCGCUGCCGGCCGAGAUCAUAGUCAUUGGAGCUUGUCCCUCGUGCCGUAUUGGCUAUUUGGAAGACACGUUCUCGCCGCUGGGUCUCUGCUGUGCCAUAUUCUUCUUUCCCAUUGGCAUACUCUGCUGUCUGGCGAUGCGCGAGAAGCGGUGCAGCAAUUGUGGAGCAACAUUUUAAAUGCCCAAUCAACUCGCUCUCUCCCUCUCGAUCGCUCAUGCGAGAGAGAGAGAGAGAGAGAGAGAGAGAGAGGUUUUUAGCUAUAUAUUCACCCCGACAAAUUGGACUGUUAAGUUUUUAAAAAAUCACAAAGAAAAGUAACAAAUUAUGCUAACUUGUUAGCUUGUUAAUUAUGAAACUAUAUAUAUAUGUAUGUGUGUAUGUAUGUCUGUGUAAAUACAAAUAUUUUAAGGCUUUUAUGACGCGACUGCAAACUCGCCUUUCCAUUCCAUUCCACAACAUUCCAAUCGUCGUCGUGGCUGUCGUGUGGACGUGGCCCGCUUCCGUUAAAUUUAAUUGAAAUAUAAUGGGGGCGGUUUUGAAUUACGCCGCUCGUUUGCUCUUGGGCUGCCUUCUUUCUUUUUUUUAUUGUUUGCGCAUAUUUUUUGCUCUUUGUGAAACGUAAACAAGCGAAACUGUAAGCCAAAGCAAUGCACGACUUACGCAUGCUCUGUACAUAAAUAAAUUGUUAAUCAAACUUCA